This is a messenger RNA of Meleagris gallopavo (turkey), 243 nucleotides long. The record is from RefSeq and is a predicted model, not a curated record. Lineage: Eukaryota; Metazoa; Chordata; Aves; Galliformes; Phasianidae.
CCCGAGUGGGUGAAAUUCUGCCGGCAGCUUUUUGGGGGUUUCUCCAUCCUGCUGUGGAUCGGGGCCAUCCUCUGCUUCCUGGCCUACGGCAUCCAGGCGGGCACCGAGGACGAGCCCUCCAACGACAACCUGUACCUGGGCAUCGUGUUGGCCGCCGUCGUCAUCAUCACGGGCUGCUUCUCCUACUACCAGGAAGCCAAGAGCUCCAAAAUCAUGGAGUCCUUCAAGAAUAUGGUGCCUCAG